AAGGAAAAAAGUCAAAAUCGAUUGAAGACGGUUACGUUAGCGCAAGAGAAGAAAGUGGCAAAUGAAUCGAACGUUCAGUUUUGUUGGUAUGAGAUAUUCCGGCAAUAUAACAAGGAUGAACUCGCUACAUCCGCUGUACACUCAACACUUCAACGUGAUAGGCAAGAAAGUUUGGUUCGAGAAAAAGUUACAAGACGAUUAGAGAGUAUAGAUGAUGAUCGCACGUACAAGCGUCACAGGUCACAGUCUCCGAACAUUGAG
Messenger RNA from Paraglomus brasilianum, 261 nucleotides. NCBI's taxonomy places the organism in Eukaryota, Fungi, Glomeromycota, Glomeromycetes, Paraglomerales, Paraglomeraceae. The record is from the annotation of a GenBank genome assembly.